AUUUGCAUGAACGGCUUGAUCCGUUUCGGAGCACCCUGGUAUAUUCACUGGCCUCAUACACUUGGCAGCAGUCAUCAGUCKUAUGACAAAGACCUAGCGAUGUUAGCACCUUAUUGGUCACUGGUCGAUAUCUAUUCCUUUAAUUUAGGAAUUUCUAAUAUAUACUAUCAAGUGUACGAUUCUUCAGUGAAUACGUUGAAGACAAGAAACGUYCUUGCAAGAGCAACAUUUGAUGUUAACAGACUUAAUCCACAGCCUCUCCGAACAAAGUUCCAAGCGUCWUGGGUUUUGGUUGUAACGUGGAGCAGGCUUCGUCACGCUAACAGGAAUUCUCAAACACGUGUUCUGUACAACACUUUCCAAGCUGUCAUAAUCACUAAUGGGGUGUACACUUUUGCCAUGUAUAACUAYCCACCCAAUGGUAUUCAAUGGUCAGCGCCCACCGCAAGUGUUAAUUACAAUCGAUUCUGGAACUCGAGAGGACUUCCUGUAGUUGGAUUUAGCGCAGGAAAUAGAUUUAGCUACAUCAUUCCGAGAUCUGGAACAGUCAACGUUGAAAGCAUUGACAGUAAUACAGGACAAAAGAUAUCAUUUAAUCGCAACAUCUUGCAGAAUCACCCACAUGACAUCGUAGGAAAGUGGUUCUUUCGUUUAGAGACGUCAACGGGAACCGCGARGGCAGAACAGAAAUGCAGAGAGUGGUUUAAGAAGCAGCCAGAUCCGCGACCUUUUCUGGAAUACCUCGAGCCUUGUCCUUGUACUAGUCGACAGGCCUGGUGGGAUGAAAGAUUCAUCCCUGAAGCAAAMUGGUGGCGGAAAUCCCUUCCUUGUGCAUAUUCAACAUUUGCUUCGGUUGACGGAUGGGAACAGAAGUGUUGUUAUUCCUCUAAUUGGGGGGCCCUCAUUGUUGGAUUUCCAGGCGGUGGCACACCCCAUAGAUACAAUCGYAUGCAAUACGGUGACCAUUUUGAAAGCGACGUUAGAAGUUAUGAAUGGUGCUGUGUACAAUCUGCCYUGUGUCAUUUGUAUUAUGAAAAGCGACCGUCAGGAGACUGCAGUCAAUAUGAGCCUCCUGCUUGGAGUUGGAUCUGGGGAGAUCCUCACUUUGUCAGUCUCGAUGGAAGAAAYUACACAUUUAAUGGUCUUGGUGAGUAUGUCAUGAUGGAUGCAAAGGAUGGCUUCUUCCAAGUUCAAGCUCGAACGAGACUUGCAAAAGGAGACGGUACUGCAACUGUGUUUUGCGCUGUGGUGGCGAGAGAAAGAAAUACAAGCAAGGUGCAAAUGGAAUUGGAAAACGAAGGUAACAUAACACUAUUAGUUGAUGGAGAGGCAUAUGAUUACUACAGCCUUACUAACCAAUCCWUAAGAAUGAACGGGUCUGUCGUCAUCUCCCGUCCUAACGACAACGCAUUCAGAGCAACAUUCCCAUCUGGAAUCUCASUUACUGUAACAGARAUAAAGGGUGCCCUGUCCAUCUUACUGGCAAUGCCCAAAUCGUUCAGGAACCACACAAAAGGGUUGUUAGGGACCUGGAAUGGGGACCAAACAGAUGAYCUGACAACACCAAGUGGACUUGUCUUACCUGCUAAUGCAAGUAGCAAGGAUAUUCASUUCCAGUUUGGACAGAAAUGGCAAGUGAACGAUAGCACCUCCUUGUUUACAUAUGACGCUGGCGAAAACGUUUCAACGUUCUCAAAUACAUCAUUUGUGCCAAUGUUCAUCGAAGAUUUAAAGUUCUACAACGAGUCCCUGAAACAACAAGCUUAUGCUGCUUGUAAUGGUGACAUUAAUUGCUUGUUUGAUACUGCUUCAACCAAAGACCUCUCGGUUGGAAUUAGCACCAAGAUUGUUGGAUCUCAAAUGGUUAAUGAAUCCAGCACACUGAAAAACUCCCCUCCUGCAUUUCAAAAUGGAUCGUCUUUGGAUAUUUACGCGAAGGUCAACAGAACUGAACUAGUUACUUUCCAGGCUAAAGAUCCUAAUGGUGAUGCCAUGGAGUUCAUUGUUACGGGUUUACCUGACAAGGGCAUCGUGAAARCAAGCAAUUCAUCUGUAACCAUAGUAUGGAAUGUUACAACCAAAGCUGUUCAACUGGAAGUGAUCGUCAAAGAUAGCAAGGGGGCUAAYUCUGUUUUAAGACCGAUGCUACACGUUUGCGCAUGCCACAAUGGUGGUGACUGYUUGACAAGUAAUCAAGAAGAAAAUCGUAAYAACAGUCGUUUUAGCAUYAUGUCUUGUCAUUGUCGAAGUGGCUUCACKGGCCGAUUCUGUGAGAGUGAUAUUGAUGCAUGUGAGRUCAAUAUGAASCCAUGUUACCCUGGAGURCAGUGUAAAGACUUACCAGCUCCUGCUAAUGUUACGGGAUAUGAAUGUGGACCCUGCCCGCCUGGAUUUACGGGUAAAGGGGAAUCUUGUUCAGACAUUGAUGAGUGUGAUGGCUCCACACACGGCUGUUCCCAAGUGUGUGCUAACACACCUGGAUCAUUUGCAUGUGAUUGUAACCAUGGCUACCUGUUGAACAUUGAUGGCCGCAGUUGUGACGAUGUGAACGAGUGCGAUCCAGCCAGUGACUGUAUGCAAGGAUGUGUGAACACUCCGGGUAGUUACAGAUGUACCUGUGACAAGUACUUUACAGUAGAUCCUACCAAUCCCAAGAGAUGCAUACGUAAGUGAUUGUACUGGA
Molecule: messenger RNA, 2683 nt
Organism: Actinia tenebrosa (Australian red waratah sea anemone)
Lineage: Eukaryota; Metazoa; Cnidaria; Anthozoa; Actiniaria; Actiniidae
Biological process (GO): cell-matrix adhesion
Cellular component (GO): membrane
Molecular function (GO): protein binding; calcium ion binding
Source: RefSeq, a predicted model, not a curated record